Molecule: messenger RNA, 491 nt
Organism: Nicotiana tabacum (common tobacco)
Lineage: Eukaryota; Viridiplantae; Streptophyta; Magnoliopsida; Solanales; Solanaceae
Source: RefSeq, a predicted model, not a curated record
UGCCCUGCAGCUACGGACUACGGAGUAUCCAAAUUCUUUAAUCUCACAGGCAGAAGAGGAGAGAAAAAAUGGGAGGGGGAAUGGAGUACAACAAGAACAAGUGGAUCGAGGAAUGGGGAGCCGCGAGGGAGAACCUGGAGCACAACUUCCGCUGGUCUCGACGUAACCUGGCGAUUGUUGGUAUCUUCGGCAUCGCCGUCCCUGUCUUGAUUUACAAAGGAAUCGUCAAAGAGUUCCAUUUGCAUGAUGAUGAGUGGGGAAGGCCACGCACAAAGUUUGUACCAUGAGCUUUUAUAGCUCUGUAAUAAUCUUGGAAGGAGGACAAUUAAAUACUUCCUAGGUGACCUCAGCUUGUCAAUUUCUGUUUGAACGAACUUUUUUCUCAAAAAUAAUUUUGGAUCUGCCCUUUGAAAUCUCACUCUUGGUGGCUUUUGACAUUGGCUACUAUAUGAUUGUAUCUCUUGAAAAUAUGAACUUUGAUGUUUUGGUCU